CAACGGCAGACAUCUUCAGUUUCCCCCACCUUUCUCUCCCAUUCUUUAUGUCUUUUUCCAUGCCCACCAUGAUUACCUCUUUCUGCUUCUCGUGACUAAAGUUAACCAUCUUCAUCAUCAUCACUCUUUCCCAAACCCCAGUCAGUAGUACAACAUUCCUUUCUCUGAUCAUCAUAUCAUGAAUGUAUACCAAUCAUCAGUAGCACAGUUUUCAAUCAACACACCAAUAUAUAAUGAAAUUUGACUCCAUGAUGAUCCGUAUCUUCUUUACAUUAUUGAGUAUCACCAGCGCGGGCGCCGUCGUCGCCGGCGACGAUGGAUCCUUGCAGCUCAAUGACGACGUUUUAGGCCUCAUCGUCUUCAAAUCCGGCAUCCAUGACCGGUCAUUGGACCUUGCUGGGUGGACCGAAGACGACAACACUCCCUGUGGUUGGAAGUUCGUCCAAUGCAAUACUGCGAACGGCCGAGUCUACCGGCUCUCACUCGACGGUUUGGGCCUGUCGGGGAAGAUCGGCCGGGGGCUGGAGAAAUUACAGUACCUCGAAGUUUUAUCAUUGUCCGGCAACAACUUAAGCGGCGGCAUUCCUCCGCAGUUAGGCCUUUUGCCCCAUCUGAAAAUGCUUAACCUAAGCAAAAACAGUCUCUCUGGGAGUAUACCUCUGUCUUUGAGUACAAAAACUACCUCUAUGCGAUUCCUCGAUCUUUCCCGGAACCGGCUGUCAGGACCUGUGUAUGAUAACAUGCUAGAAAAUUGGAAUUCGCUCCGGUUUUUGUCUCUGGCAGAGAACCAUCUAGAAGGCCCGGUGCCAAGCACACUGUCUAAAUGCACACUUCUGAACCAUCUCAACCUGUCAAAUAACCAUUUCUCAGGAGAACUUAAUAUGAGGUUUUCUGGUGCGGUUUGGGGAGGGCUGGAAAGGCUAAGGAGUUUGGACCUUUCGAACAAUGAGUUUUUUGGGCAACUCCCGCCAUUGCCACACAAUCUGAAGGAGCUGUUUCUACAGGGAAAUAAACUGUCCGGUGAAAUUCCAAUUGAUUUGUUAUUAGGAUUUUACUGCCCACAUCUCAUCAGGCUUGAUUUGAGUGGGAACCUCUUCACAGGUACACUCCCAUCUCUUAAAAGGCUUAAUAACUCACUCUCGUAUCUAAGCCUGUCGAAUAACCUCCUUGAUGGGGAUUUCCCUGAAUGGAUUGGGAAAAUGUCUAGCUUGGAAUAUCUUGAUCUUUCCAGGAAUGGCUUGAGAGGAUCAAUCCCAGAUUCAAUAGGAGGGUUGAAAAUGUUGAAACAUUUAAGCCUUAAUGAUAACAAGUUAACUGGUGAGAUUCCAAAUUCACUAGUUUCUUGCACUGCUUUGACUGUGCUUCGGUUAAGAGGGAAUAAGCUGACAGGUUCUAUACCUGAGGGGCUCUUUGGGGUAGGACUGGUAUUGUUAGAUUUAUCAGGAAACAGUCUCAACGGUUCGAUCCCACCUGGUUCGGGGAAGCUGAUUGAGUCUCUCCAAGUGAUGGACCUAUCAGUGAACAAUCUCACUGGAGAUAUUCCCCCAGAAAUGGGACUCUUAUCCAGCCUCAGAUAUUUGAAUCUUUCUUGGAAUGAUUUUCACUCGAGAUUGAUACCUGAAGUCGGGUACUCCCAGAGCCUGAUCGUGCUUGAUCUUCGAAACAGUGCAUUAACAGGAUCCAUCCCGGGUGAUGUUUGUGAGUCCGGCAGCCUCAAGAUUCUUCAGCUUGAUGGGAAUUCAUUGACGGGCAGUAUUCCUGACGAGAUAGGAAAUUGCUCCUCUCUCUACUUGCUGAGCUUGUCACACAACAAUAUAAGUGGGACCAUACCGAGGUCCCUUUCAAUGCUGUCAAAACUCAUGAUUCUGAAGCUCGAAGUUAACCAACUCAGUGGAGAAAUACCAAUGCAGCUUGGGAAACUGAAAAACCUUCUAGCAGUCAAUGUAUCCCACAACAGGCUCAUUGGACAGCUUCCGUCUGGGAGUAUAUUCCAGAAUUUAGACUCAAGUGCAAUAGAGGAUAAUCUUGGGAUUUGUUCAUCCUUAUUGAAAGGACCGUGUAAGACACAUGCAGAAAAGCCAUUAGUGAUCAAUCCGUUUGAAUAUGCAAAUCAGACGGAUAAUGAUGAUGUUUAUUAUGAUGGUCAGGGGCAUGGAGACAAGCCUUUGGGGUCACCAGGGCAACAUAAAUUCCUUAGUGUUUCAGCCAUUUUAGCCAUCUCAGCGGCAGCUAUCAUCGCGGUAGGUGUGAUGGUUGUGACCGUAGCAAACGCCACAGUUAAGAGAAGGAUUUCUUUAGCUGAGAACGGGAUGGAAAGCAUGUGCUCGGAUUCUUCAAGGUCCCACCACAGCAUGGCCACCGGACAGCUGAUACUAUUCGGCUCAAAAUCGUCCCCUGAUCAAAUAGACAACAACAGCUUUGAAUCGGUUCUUAGAAGUUCAAUUGAAGUCGGGGAAGGAGUCUUCGGGACAGUUUACAAGGCCCCGCUAGAAGGUGAAGGGAAAAAAGUUAUAGCAAUAAAAAAGCUCACAGCAUCAAAAUUCGUAUUGCAGCAUCCAGAGGAGUUCGAUCGGGAGGUUCGGGCCUUGGGCAAUGCCAGGCACCCAAAUUUGAUUCCCUUGAGAGGGUACUACUGGACACCCCAUCUGCAGCUUCUGGUCUCGGAUUUUGUGACGGGUGGGAACUUAGAAUCCAAGCUCCGCCCCGAAAUGGCAGGUCGUCUGAUGACAUGGCCGGUCCGGUUUAAGAUCAUGGAAGGAACAGCAAAGGGACUGGCCCACUUGCACCAUUCAUGUCAACCCCCGAUCGUGCACUACAACGUGAAGCCCAGCAACAUCCUAUUGGAUGAGAACCUCAACCCGAGAAUCUCAGAUUUCGGCCUGGCGAGGCUCGUAACAAAGCUGGACGUGCAUGUGAUGAGCAAUAGGUUGCAUGACACGAUAGGCUAUGUGGCUCCAGAGCUCACACGCCAGAACCUUAAGGUGAGCGAGAAGUGCGAUGUGUACGGGUUCGGGAUGCUGGUGCUCGAGUUAGUUACUGGUAGACGGCCUGUGGAGUACUACGGGGAGGACACAGUUGUGGUUCUGAAUGAUCACGUGAGGGUGUUGCUUGAGCAAGGGAAUGUGUUGGAUUGCGUGGACCCAAGCAUGGGUGGGUCAUACCCAGUUGAAGAAGUGUUGCCCGUUUUGAAGCUCGCAUUGGUAUGCACGUCUCACAUACCGUCCAGCAGGCCUUCAAUGGCCGAUGUGGUGCAGAUCUUGCAGGUCAUCAUAACCCCUAUUCCAGCACAGAGUUGAAGCAUCAAAGUCUGGCAGGCGCACAUCCAAAUAACUGAACAUAAUUUUCCUUUUUUUCUGGGCAUUUAUUAUUUAUUUGUACAAUUUCAUAUUUGCAUCAUCAUAAUUAGUCCAUUGCUCUGUCAAUAUGUAUCCACUCCAUUGGUUGAAAUUGGCAUUCACGCAUACCAGCAGAUAAACUCAUACACAUUCCCCUUGACAGUUAUAUUACUUUAUCGGCUAUGAUCAAUUGAUAUAAAGUAAAUAAAUAUAGACAUAGUGCUAG
Molecule: messenger RNA, 3561 nt
Organism: Cuscuta europaea
Lineage: Eukaryota; Viridiplantae; Streptophyta; Magnoliopsida; Solanales; Convolvulaceae
Source: the annotation of a GenBank genome assembly